CGCCUCACAGUCUUCUGCGCCGCCAUUUUGCAGUGACGAACGGUACAGCGAGCUGUGUAGGAUCUCUGAUAACGAUGUCUCGUGAUAGAUUCCGAAGCCGCGGUGGCAUGGGCGGCGGAGGAGGAGGGAUGGGAUUGAACAUUUACCGUCGGGGUAACGGUGGACGUGGUGGUAUGGGAGGCAUGUCUAACUACCGCGGACAUAGCUAUAUGGACUCGAAUCGCGGCCCUUUAGGCCAUAACCACCACCAGCAGCAGCAGCAUAAACCCCAACAGAACCAGCAGAAGCCUCCACAGCCGCAGCAACAGAAGCCAGCGCUGCCCCCGCAGCAGCAGAAGCCGCCCCAGCAGAACCAGGAGCAGAAACCGGCCACUCAAGAGCCCGCCAAGACCCCUCAGACUCCGCAGACCCCUGCGGCCAAAAGCCCUGCGGCCAAGACUCCCGCUCCUCAGACUCCUGCAGCUCUUACCCAGCCCAAACCAACGCCGUCCCCUCAGCAGAAGCCCGGCAGUGCGCCGCAACAGCCAUCGCCCGCCUUGCUGAAACCCGCUAUACAGAAUCAGACCCAGAAGCUGCCGCCUAAAGUAACCCCCCCUCCCUCCCAGAACUCGUCUCAGCCACCCCAGCAGAAGCCUGUAACACCCCAACAGCAGCAGAAGCCUGCGCCACUGCAGCCGCAGAAGCCUGUAACACCUCAGCAGCCGCAGAAGCCUGUAAUGGCCCAGCAGCAGAAGCCUGUAACACCCCAGCAGCAGCAGAAGCCUGUAAUACCCCAACAUCAGCAGCAGCAGAAGCCUGUAAUGCCCCAACAGCAGCAGCAGAAGCCUGUUCUGCCCCAACAACAAAAGCCUGCUCCGCUACAGCAGCUGAAGCCUGCCCCUCCUCCGCAGCAACAGCAGAAUCAGGCGCAGCAGCAGCAAAGGGGGCGCUCCGGGCCUAACCCGCAGCCCGGCCAGAAGAGGCCGCACCAGUCCCGAUUCCACUCACAUCCACCGGAACAGCACCAGACGCCUGAGCUCAAAAAGGAGGAGAGCGACUGGAGCGAGGGUGUUCGGGCCACUCUGUCCCUUCUGAAGAGGCCCGGAGAGAAGACUUACACCCAGCGCUGCAGGCUGUUUGUCGGCAAUCUGCCGACGGAUAUCUCGGAUGACGAGUUUAAGAAGCUGUUCUCGAAAUAUGGAGAAGCCGGCGAAGUGUUCAUCAAUAAGAACAAGGGCUUCGGCUUCAUUAAGCUGGAAACUAGGGCACUGGCUGAGAUUGCCAAGGCAGAACUUGAUGAUUUCCCAAUGAGAGGUAGACAACUCAGAGUACGAUUUGCUACCCAUUCUGCGGCCCUUUCUGUGCGCAACUUGUCUCCAUUUGUAUCAAAUGAGCUCUUAGAAGAAGCCUUCAGCCAAUUUGGACCUGUUGAGAGGGCUGUGGUUAUAGUGGAUGACCGAGGGAGAUCCACUGGAAAGGGAAUAAUUGAAUUUGCUGCGAAACCAGCUGCCAGAAAAGCAUAUGACCGGUGUGCAGAUGGAGUGUUUCUUUUGACCACGACACCAAUGCCAGUUAUUGUGGAGCCAUUGGAACAGUAUGAUGAUGAGGAUGGGCUUCCUGAGAAACUUGCUCAGAAGAAUCACAUGUAUCAAAAGGAGCGGGAGAUACCACCUCGGUUUGCACAACAUGGCUCCUUUGAGUAUGAAUAUUCCCAGAGGUGGAAGUCUUUGGAUGAUAUGGAGAAACAGCAAAGGCAGCAAGUGGAGAAAAACAUGAAGGAAGCUAAAGAGAAGCUUGAAAGUGAAAUGGAAGAUGCUUUCCAUGAACAUCAAGCCAACCUGCUUCGACAAGAUCUGUUGAGGCGUCAGGAAGAGCUUAGACGUAUGGAAGAACUACACAAUCAAGAAAUGCAAAAGCGUAAGGAGAUGCAGUUACGACAAGAAGAAGAGCGACGGAGGCGUGAGGAAGAGAUGAUGAUUCGUCAGCGUGAAAUGGAAGAGCAGAUGAGACGCCAAAGAGAUGAUGGCUAUCGUAUGGGAUACAUGGAUCCAAGGGAGCGGGAGAUGCGCAUGGGAGCAAACUCUAUGGGCAUGGGAGAUCCCUAUGGUGCAGCAGCACAGAAGUACCCACCCCUUGGGGCAUCUGGUAUGGGUUAUGAAGGCAGCCCAGGUGUAACCCAAGCAGCAAUUGCUUCAUCCCUGAUGGCAGGCGAAAUGCGUAACGAUCGCUUUGCCCAGGGCAAUGCAGGAACUCCCACUGCACAGGCUUCCAGAGGGAUUGGGGCUGUACCUCCUGCAGCGGGUGCUGGAGGUUAUGGCAGGGGCAGAGGAGAUGAAUAUGAAGGGCCAAGCAAAAAAGCCAGAUUCUAAAUAGAUUCCCUUAAGUCUAAUGUUAAUUUUUGUUUAAUAUAUUUUUUUUUAACUUGCAUUUUAGCGAGAAGGUAACAUUUUUAUGGAUGCCUUUGCUUGACCCAGUAUUUGUAAAGCCAGUUAAUAUAUGCAGAUUUGACUUGUGACAUUCUCAUUUGUUUUAUGACAGUUUGUGGAUUCCCUUAUCUCUCCUCUUUUUAUAUAUUUUUAAACUGUGCUUGACCUAUACUGGAUGCUAUAUACACUCUUGGACAUUGCCAUUUACAUUUUUGACAGUUGACUGGGAUAAGUGAUCUCAGGAGCUGUGAUUGUGGCUUGGUAAGACCACUGCAUGACUUGCCUUGCCUCUGCCACCCACUUGGACUGUAAAACCAGAUAGGCAGCCCUACACCAUACAUCUGUGCAGCACAAAUGCAGCUGGCUGUGGUUUCGUCAAGAUGGUGAUAUAAUUCUCAUCACUGUGGUUUAUAUGCCCAGUAUUUUGGGUAACAGCUCUAACACUCAAAUCUUUAUGUAAUUGAGUAUUGUGACAAGUAGAAGCUCCAUGGAUUUUGUCCUUGUAAUUCGUUGUAUUAAAAAAACUUAAAAUAAAAAAUGUGGAAUGCUUAUUGUGUUGGGUUACCAUAUGGUCACUACUGAAAGGGGAAACUAGCAGAGAACAGUAACGUGGUGUAAUCAGAUUCCGACUUUUGAAGUAUCACAAGAUUGUUUCUGGGAUAACUCCUUGUUGGUAGGCAGACCUGGAGAAAUCCUUAUGUAACCGCCAACAAGAAAUAACUUUAUGGCAAUCCUUGCGACGCAUGAAAUUGGAAAGCUAUUUAAAACUUGUGCUUUUAUGACAAAGGGUAGUGACAAGGUCCUUUUAACUUAUGAUAUUGGGUAGCAGAAGCCUUUGUAUUGAAUGUACAACUGGCUCAUUUUUGUUAAGACCCUUUGGAAUUUUUUUUUUUUCCCCCUUAAACUGUGGGGCAUACUCGUGCAGUAUCAAUUGGGAUUUUUUAAUUUCCGCCUCUAGAAUAUAUUAUAAAUUUUCCUCAAACAGCUUGCUUAAUAAAAUUGCAUUGUGGUAAUACUUGAACAAUGUGCAAGCUGUUUAGAUACUCUAUUAGAUUUCCAAGACUAGUUUGAGAUUUGGCUUUAUUUUAAUAAGGUUUUCUCUAGAAAUUUUUUUUUUGUAGUCUAAGCAAACUGGAGGAGCUGUCAUCCCUCCUGACUUUUUAUUUAGGAAUUUAAUUCUGAAGCAUAUUUAAUUAGAACUGUACAUUGUGCCAUUCCAAUUAUUUCCACUAUAAUUUUAUGAAUUGACAACUGGCUAUUGUGGAUUAGUGGUGUCCCAUACAGUUGGUGCUGACAGUGCCAGAAUGUGUAGGGACACACCCCUUUGACAAGCAUAAUGUAACACCCAGUUGUCAAAUCAGAUGGUGAGGAGGUAUAACAAAUGGCUCAUUCUCCAGACUGGUUGUCAUUGUGAUUGCAGUUAUCCUAUGAAGAUGGGUCAUGUUGACAAGUCCUCUUAAUGCAGAAUAAUUGUUUUUCCAGAUAUAUCGGUAUGGUAAAUUAUGCAAGUCCUUAUUGGGUUCAAAUUUAUGGAGUCUUUAAUAUGAUAUAGAUGACUGCAUUUUUGUUCAAGCCACUCCUAAGACAAAUUGCAUUAGAGAACAAUCGCUGGGAAACUUAUUUUAUUUGGAGCAUCUCCUUCCAAAGCAGUUUACAAGAGAAGGGACCAACCUCUUGUACUGUUAUAACCUUAAAGGGGUUGUCUGAUCAAUGCUGUUCAAGACUCCCUCCAUCUCAGCACUGUUUAAUCCUUUCUGCUGGGCUUUGAGUGGUGGUGUCCAUAUACUGCACACGACUGCUACAGCCAAUUUGCUGGCCUCAGUUGUCUUGUGCUUUAUUAUUUAGACGCCAGUGAUUGGCUGCAGCAGUCUUGUGUGUUGCAUGGAAUGCCACUGCUGCAGUCAUACUUUUGCAGAUAGGAACGGAGGGUAGGGGGCAGUCAGAAUGAGGAGUUGCCAUAACUUGACAUCCUUUAAGGUACUUCGAUAAGGUCUCUGUAAAAAGGUGCAGUGUAAGGCUACUUGCACACAACCGUAUGUGUUUUGCAGUCCGCAAAUUGCACAUCUG
Molecule: messenger RNA, 4472 nt
Organism: Bufo bufo (common toad)
Lineage: Eukaryota; Metazoa; Chordata; Amphibia; Anura; Bufonidae
Gene: SFPQ
Product: splicing factor proline and glutamine rich
Exons: 10
Coding region: 75-2348 (757 amino acids)
Biological process (GO): regulation of DNA-templated transcription
Cellular component (GO): nucleus
Molecular function (GO): RNA binding
Source: RefSeq, a predicted model, not a curated record